Molecule: messenger RNA, 889 nt
Organism: Lolium rigidum
Lineage: Eukaryota; Viridiplantae; Streptophyta; Magnoliopsida; Poales; Poaceae
Product: ras-related protein RABA1f-like
Exons: 2
Coding region: 47-697 (216 amino acids)
Cellular component (GO): endosome
Molecular function (GO): GTPase activity; GTP binding
Source: RefSeq, a predicted model, not a curated record
ACGAGCAGGAGGAGGCGGCAGGGAGGAGAAGGGAGGGAGGGGAGCAAUGGCGUACCGGGCGGAGGACGACUACGACUACCUGUUCAAGGUGGUGCUGAUCGGGGACUCCGGCGUGGGCAAGUCCAACCUGCUCACCCGCUUCACGCGCAACGAGUUCAGCCUCGAGUCCAAGUCCACCAUCGGCGUCGAGUUCGCCACGCGCAGCAUCCACGUCGACGACAAGGUCGUCAAGGCCCAGAUCUGGGACACCGCGGGGCAGGAAAGAUACCGAGCGAUCACGAGCGCCUACUACCGCGGGGCGGUGGGCGCCCUGGUCGUCUACGACGUCACGCGCCACGUCACCUUCGAGAACGUGGAGAGGUGGCUGAGGGAGCUCAAGGACCACACGGACGCCAACAUCGUGAUCAUGCUCGUGGGGAACAAGGCGGACCUGCGCCACCUCCGGGCCGUGCCCACCGAGGACGCCAAGGCCUUCGCCGAGAAGGAGGGCACCUUCUUCAUGGAGACGUCGGCGCUCGAGGCGAUGAACGUCGAGGACUCCUUCACCGAGGUGCUCUCCCAGAUCUACCGCGUGGUCAGCAAGAAGGCCCUCGACAUCGGCGACGACCCCGCCGCGCCACCCAAGGGGAAGACCAUCAAUGUUGGCUCCAAGGAUGAUGUGUCCGCCGUGAAGAAAUCCAGCUGCUGUUCGUCUUAGCUCGGGAUGGUUAGCAGAUACUACACUAGGAGGGCACUGUGUUAUUGCAGUCAUAGUGCUCGUUUGUAUUCGUGUGAUGCUGAGUGUCUCACUUCACCAUAUUUUGAUACAUAAAUUUGCUCAAGACUACAGCUCUCUGGUAUAGCUUAGAGAUUUGAAAGUGUGCCCUUCAUUCAAUGUUUUUACCUCUUU